Molecule: messenger RNA, 2538 nt
Organism: Pogoniulus pusillus (Red-fronted tinkerbird)
Lineage: Eukaryota; Metazoa; Chordata; Aves; Piciformes; Lybiidae
Product: gap junction gamma-1 protein-like
Exons: 3
Coding region: 490-1674 (394 amino acids)
Biological process (GO): cell-cell signaling
Cellular component (GO): connexin complex
Molecular function (GO): gap junction channel activity
Source: RefSeq, a predicted model, not a curated record
CCGGUGCUGGUGCUCAGGGGGCCUGCUGUGGGGUGGCUGUGCAGGGCAGAGGGGCCCGCGGGUCCAGGCAGGAGCACCCUGGGGUCGGCAGGGCCGGGGGCGCGGUGUAGGUGUAGGGCCCGGCCGCGGCACGUGGCACUGGUCUCGCCUGGCAGCGUGGCCGGGGGGCGGUGGGUGGCGAGGCCCCCUCGGGAGAGCCGGGCUCGGGCUGCCUGCCCGGAGGUGGCUGAGGGCAAGGCUCCGGGCAGCACCGCGCUGCCUCGCCCAUGCCCGCCACGGCUCCUGACCCAGGUCUUGUCUCUCCUUGCCUACCGCAGCAGUGUCCUCCUGUGUGCUUUUGCUUUCCAUGGGUUUGCCAGCUCCCAGGGCUGCUCGCCUGCGUGGUCCCCUGGCCUUGUGCCCUGCCCCAAGCCCUCACUCAGGGCCAGGUGGGUGUGCUGCUAGCAGGCGUGGGCUAAAGGCAGGGCUUGAAACAAUUGCCUGUUCAGGAUGAGCUGGAGUUUCCUGACACGGCUCCUGGAGGAGAUCAACAACCACUCAACCUUUGUGGGGAAGAUCUGGCUGACUGUCCUCAUUGUCUUCCGCAUCGUGCUGACGGCCGUGGGGGGCGAGUCCAUCUACUACGACGAGCAGAGCAAGUUUGUCUGUAACACGCAGCAGCCUGGCUGCGAGAACGUCUGCUACGAUGCCUUUGCCCCGCUCUCCCAUGUCCGCUUCUGGAUCUUCCAGAUCAUCAUGGUAGCCACACCGUCGGUGCUCUACCUGGGCUUUGCCAUGCACCGCAUUGCCCGCAUGCCCGAGUCCUCACGGCGCCGGGCACCAGCAGCCCGGCGGGCAUGCAUGCCGGUGGUGCGCCGAGGAGCCGGGAGGGACUACGAGGAGGCGGAGGAUGAUAACGAAGAAGACCCCAUGAUCUUUGAGGAGAUCGAGGUAGAGAAGGAGAAGAGCCCAGAGGGCGGAGAGAAGCACGACGGGCGGCGGCGCAUCAAGCAGGACGGGCUGAUGCGCGCCUACGUCCUGCACCUGCUGUGCCGCUCGCUGCUGGAGACGGCCUUCCUCUUCGGGCAGUACCGGCUUUACCGCUUCGAGGUGAUCCCCUCCUACGUCUGCAGCCGCAGCCCCUGCCCGCACACCGUCGACUGCUUCGUCUCUCGCCCCACCGAGAAGACCAUCUUCCUCCUCAUCAUGUAUGCUGUCAGCGGGCUCUGCCUCUUCCUCAACCUCCUCGAGCUCGUGCACCUCGGCGUGGGGCGCAUCCGGGACGCCCUGAGCCGCUCCGACAGUCCCCCGCCCCCGGCUGGCGGCAGCCCUGUACCGCAGUACCCCAAGAAAGCCCCCAGCGCACCGCCCACCUACCACUCACUGAAGAAGGAGCCUCCGCAAGCCCCACUGCCCAGCGGCAAGCUGGACUACCGAGACAGUCUGGCGCCGGCAGCAGGGCACUUCACCCUGGCCAGGGCUCCCCCAGUGCAUGAGCUGGACCGGCUACGUGAGCACCUGCGCCUGGCCCAGGAGCACCUGGAGGUGGCUUUUCAUCUGCAGCCCCCACCCCGGCCCCUCAGCCCUGCCCACAGCAGCAGCCCUGAGGCCAAUGGCAUCGCCGCGGAGCAGAACCGCCUCAACUUUGCCCACGAGAAGGGGACCGCUGCCUGCGACAGGACCACGGGGCUGUAAGUGCCACCGGGGAUGACAGAAGUGUCUGCCAGAGCAGCUGCCACCACCACCACCACUCCUGCCAGGAGCAGGGGAGCAGAGGAUGCCUCCAUGCCUGCCUGACCAGACUGGCAGUGGGUAGUGGCAGGGAUUGGGGCCUUUGGGGACAUUCUUACUUAAUUUUCAGAAAGGGAAUAUCUUAUUUUUGUACGUUUUUAUAAAGUGGUCAGUAUGUGCACCCUGGCAUUUUUAUACUCUGCUCCCAAUCUCUGCCUUGGACCUGUGUCUCCCCAUCCCACUUCACCCCCUUCUCCUCCCACACCUGUUUUCUGCAGCAUCUCCUCACGCCUCCCUCUGCUCUCCCAUGCUCACUGUCACCAGCUGGUGCUGUGCAGACCACGCUGGUGACUCUGGUAUUGUCCCUGUGGCGUGGGGACUUAAGGGAAGCUAGCCCGAGGAUCUGUCUGGCUGAACCUUGGGGCAGGGCACUGGGCUGGAAUUGUGCUUGAAGCAGGGAGAGGGCAGGGGAGGGAAGAGUCCUGAUGGUGCUGCUGCCGGAAGGUACCAGAGCAUCAGGGAGGGCCGUGCUGCACAGCAUCUUGGCACAGGAUUGCAAGCUGUGGGGCUGGCCUGCUCAGAAAUGUCUGUGCAGAGGGCAAGGGCUGUCCUUCCUGCCACCUCUGCCCUGCUCCCAGCCAGCCAGCCUUGGACCAAAGCCCACCCCCUACCUCUCUGGCUGUGGGCCCGGGCCCCCUUGUGCAGGGUCAGACCUGACCCAGGGCAGGGUGGGGGACACGAUGCUCUGAGCCAGUGUUAGCCAGGAGCCCGUGGGGCAUUACUGAUCAUCUCAGCCUGGGUCACACAGGUUUUUACAGCGUGGUUUUU